AUGAUGUUCAAGGCAGCUCUCUUUGGGCUUUUGUCCGUAUUCUUCCUCUCUGGCUCUGUACAGGCAGAGCUCGACUUCAAUCAAUGGCAUCCAGCAGUAGCUGGGGAUCUUCGCUGUGGAUGUCCGGCCAUGAACAGUCUGGCUAACCACGGCUUCGUCAACCGCAAUGGAAGCAACAUCACCGUCGACGAAGUGAUCCCACUGAUGAAAGAGGUCUUCCAUCUCAGCGAGGAACUCGCCACCAUUGUCACCGGACUGGCUGUCCUUUCCGCUGACGACCCUGCAUCGGGCCGCUUCGAUUACGGCAUGCUGAACCGCCAUAACAUCUUCGAGCACGAUGCAUCCCUCACCCGCAAAGAUGCAUACCUCGGAGGCGACGGCCACACCAUCGAUCCAGUUGCCCUGGAGAAGUUCCUCGGUCACUUCGAGGGCAAGCAGUGGAUCGAUCUCAACGAUGCUGCAGCGGCCCGGUAUGAGCGGGUACUUGAAUCGCGAGAGAAGAACCCUACCUUCCUCUACCAGGACCAGCAGAUCAUCACGACGUACGGCGAGACCAUCAAGUACUUCCGCACCAUGGUAGACCCCCGCUCGAACAAGACGUCGGCCGAGUUCGUCAAGAUCCUGUUCAGUGAAGAGCGCCUGCCUGUCAAGGAAGGCUGGCAACGACCGAGAGAAGAAAUAAGUGGCUUUUCCCUGGCUAGCGAUGUGGUACAACUUGCUCUGCGCACACCAGAGGAUGUCACGGGCAUGCCCUUCGACCAACGGCCAUUUGCUGAGCAAGCGGUUGACCCUCUCCCAUGGCAGCGUCCUCCGGUCUGGUCGCCACCCAAAUUUGGCAAGAGGGCGCAGGAUAUCUCUGAGUUUGCAAAACGGUUCACCAAGAAGGCUCUUUCUUUCCGUGCAUAG
Molecule: messenger RNA, 906 nt
Organism: Aspergillus puulaauensis
Lineage: Eukaryota; Fungi; Ascomycota; Eurotiomycetes; Eurotiales; Aspergillaceae
Product: peroxidase family protein
Exons: 1
Coding region: 1-906 (301 amino acids)
Molecular function (GO): peroxidase activity
Source: RefSeq, a predicted model, not a curated record